CUCUGUAUAUUGAGCUUUCAUGUGACGUCAUCAACGUAUGGUACGUUAAUAGGAGUGAACCAUUCAAAUGUCGACUAAUUAAUGCCUGUUACGAACUGGGAUGGAACUUUUUUAUUUUUAUAAAUUUAGCGGCGAAGAGCAAGCAGUACAGCUGUUUAUAUAAAUUGUAACACAACAAGGUUUGGGAACUCCAAUAUAUAAUAUCAAGACAAUAUUUCGGAGAGAGUUACCUUCCGUGCUGAGAAGUGUUCACUGCUGUCAGACUCACCCAAUCGCAUUUUGCUUGCGACUGGUGGGCAGUUCAUGUAGCAGGUCUUCUUGGCUAGAUGUGCUUCUCGGCUGUGUGAAAGAAAAGGCGAAAACCUGUCAGCAGGUCUAUCAAGAAAAUUUUAACUUUUUAUUGUCUGAAGAUUUUAAAACUACAUUUUUUUAGCACUGAAAGUGUAUGCGUUUUAGCAGUUUUAACUAACUGAAAUCUUUGACAAAAUGGCGUACCCGCAGCAGACGAUUGGCAGCAACCCCCGCAUUGUUGGCAGUUGUCACGGUGUACCAUGUCGGUACGAGCUGGAGUUGUGCAAAUUUCGAGACGUCCAUCCCCGCGUUGAGCAUGUCCCUGCGUCCACUUUUCCAGAUUCUGAAUGUGAAGAAGACAUGAUGUCUUUACAAUGGCAAAGGAAUGUGGCUUUGAAAGACAGUCCUCAGCAACCCUGGCACGGAAUGUUUGGGUUGCCAUACCAUGCUGCACCAGAGAGUGAGGGUGGUCUCUACACUGGGCAACAGCAGCAGUGGACAGCAUGCACACCUGCAAAUCAUCCUUUCUCUCAGCCAUCCAGGCACUACCCACCACAGCAGGACAUUUGUUCAUCAAUGCCUGAAGUGGGUGACAGUCAGAAUCCAGCUCAUCUGGGUUACUGUCCAAGUGACGACCUUAACUACCCCUAUCACAGCCAGAUGCUAGCAAGACCAAGCUCUGCCACACAAUUUCACAUCAGCAACCCUGGACCAAGUCACCCACCUUUGGUUGGUUAUCAAGAUGUCAGUUAUAAUAGACCGCUGACAGGACGAGGCAGAGGUGGUCUGAACUUAGCACCUGGCUCUGGUCGAGAUGGAUAUGGUCCGCAGGGUACCUGGCAAGAGAGGACCCAGGGUGGUCUGUCUGCACAGGGUACUGGUCAAGCAGCACAAUACACUGGAAGGUUCCUGGCUGGCAAGGGCACGUGUUCAAAAUGGUCAGUGCCAGACAGUGGCCAGUCGUCAUCAAGUUACCGGAACUGGAAGCGAGAGACAUCUCAGGCUCCCAGCAGACAGCGCCACCUGCAGGGCUCCAGCGACCAGCAGAGGGAUGGCCCUGGUGGCAGACCUGUACUUCAGGUCAAGGCCUACGACUCUCGUCACAUGCAGCAUGUUCUAGAAAAGCCUGGCAUCACAAGUGUGGUUCCUCGUAAUGUACUGGAACAGAUGCCUCUCUCACAGAAGCUGUUCCACUUUAUCCAGUUCAUCUGCUCAGAGCAGCCACGGAUCAACGAUAUUCAGACAAUCGAGAAUGCCAUUACAGGGUGUCACUUGAACCUGAAGACACAGUAUGAAACAGAAGAUGUUGGCACUUACCAGGGUCGUCGUGUCUUCUCGGGAAAACUAAGCAUCAGCUCAGUGUUUUUGGCUCGUGCAGUUGGCCACACCAAGAAGGAACUGAAGCACGAGUGCUACAAGCUGGCUUUACAGGUGCUGAAAACAAAGAGUGUUCAGGACAUAAUGGACCAAAAGGACAUCGGCAUUGAGGUUAUUCGUGACAAGUUUGAAGAGUGUAGUGGACACAAAGAGCCUGGAAAGCCAGCCGAUGACAUUGUCAGCUUAGCCAGUGUUGUUCCCAUUAGCAUCGCAUUUGAGACGAUUGCUUCCAGGGAAGAGCGGUGGGCCAACCUCCUCACGACAGUCACAACCACAAACCUGCAGGCAGCAAACUCCAUAUGCAGGAUAGAAAUGGCACUGUCCGGAUCCCAUUGUGGGUUAGCUCGGGUCUACUCCAGCUCCAACAUGAUCCGGCUUCCCUGCAAUAAGUAUGUCUACCAAGGCAGUCUGUCCAUCGGUGGUGUCCUGCAGGCGCAGGCGUGUGGCAGCAAGAAGAAAGAAGCCAAACUGAAGACAUACGAUGCUGCGCUUGAGCGCUUCCUGACUCUGGAGCUGCCAGAUAUUUUGAAAGGUGUUGAGCCACAGGAUCUGGAAGAUACUAAAGUGGAGGAAAAAGUCCGACAUGUGAGCGUUAAAGAAAUUCGGACAACAGAGCAAAUCAAGAAGUUGGAAACGUUCAUCGAUCGUGUCAAAGAUAGUUCUGUACGAGAGGGACCGAUAACUCUUCUUGACUUAACCUCCAACCAGAUGCAGCUACUGCUAACCCUUGUCUACAAAAGGGACAGUGUGAGGACUGGUGACGGGCCCAUUCACCUCUGUCAGCUGUACAUCGGGGACAUUCUCAUAGCCGAGGGGGAGGGUAAGCACAAACGCAUGGCGCAGGUGGAUGUGUACAACAGAGCCUACGAGGUCCUCAUCUCCACCCCAGUGGAAACCAUCAUCUCAGAAAACCACCGUUUGGAACCCGGGGAGCUGGAGGACCCUGAUGUUUUGGAUGUGGUUGUCAAAGGACAUAUUCGCCGGGAAGAAUCCAACCUAACUCGACUCCGAGAACAGCAUCAAAACAUUGAGGAGGUGUUGUCGCUAGAGAAGAGUGAAGCUUUAGUGAUUGUUGAGAACCAGGACUGGACUGAUGACCGCAAGCGCCAUGCCUUCUGCAUCUUACAAAACUCCUGCAUGUUGAACAUCAUGCUCUUACGCUGGUGCAUGGAUGUUGAGACAGGCUUCUUCAGUUGUAAAGUGAGUAUACAGGGAGAAGAAAUGGGAGCAGCGCGUGCUGGCACCAAACAGCAGGCACGAAAUCUCGCCGCAGCCGAUGCCCUCUUCAAGAUGUACGAGACUAACCCUGUCAUCAGGGUAACUGCAUUUGAUGACUCACAGAUCUGGAUUUUGUAUGAGAGGUUACUGGAGAUGGCAAAAACAUUGCCAGAAAGUGAACUGCCAUCUGCUGAGGUCAAGGAGGAUGAAGAUUUAAAAUCUGUUCCUCCACAGACUCCAAAUUGUGUGGGAGAAGCUGAGCAUGCUGUUGCACUGGAUGAAGGGAACAGUAAUGCAAAGGUGGAUAAUGUAGAAGAUGACAUGACAGAGGUUCAGUUGGGAAUUGUGGUGGGCAAGCUGGUGAAGGAGUUUGUUGACAAGCAGGACUUCACACAAGAACUUGUAUUUGAGCCCAAAGUGCCAUGCUGUGUGCGCCGGGCAGUGGCCACUCAUGCUGCGCAGUCUGGCCUGCACAUGGCUCAGAGGCAGAAGGAGGGCAGGCUGUACCUAGCACUUAGCUUCAAGGUUCCCAUGACAAAGGUAGUGGAAGCCAUGAAGUCUCGGGGACUGGUAUCUGCAGGAAGGUACAUGCUGGUGGAGGACCGCAGUGAUUUGCCAACACACUCUGAUAUUGUCACCGACCUGGAGCUUGCCAGUAAGACAACAAAGCAGGACUGGCUGGCAUCUCGUCAGGCCCUAAAACAACUAGACAGAUCAAGCAAAGAAACUGGUGUUGGUAUCUCACUCAAUGGCUCUUUGUUUGAGGAGACUCUAGAUGGCUUUGUGACGGCCCAGUCUCUUUUGGCAGAGAGCAUGGUAUCUGCACAUCCACUGAUUCAGAGUACACCCAACAGAAAGAUGGAGACUGAGUUCACUGAUUUACAUCCUUCCAUUGUGCCACGUGCAGAAAGCUUUCCGACACUUUGUGCUACUGCAACAGCGAAACCUGAGCAACCAACAUCAGACAUGUACAGCAAGUUUGCUGCGGCUAUGGUGGCCUCUGGCAUUGCACAGACAUUCAUUCCUUUAGAAACGGUGGACAACAUUCUUAUCAACCCUCCCACAUCCAGUUCUCUGGGAAACAAAACACCAAUGAUCAAGAACAUUCUUGUAAGUCCGCCAUCUUCUGACGUCCGAUGUGUGAUGAUCUCUGCCCCUGCAGAGGACUUAUCCCCUCAAGCAAUCCCACAGCCAGAUUUUUCCCUUUCUUCAACACCAACACCGCCCAGCUUUAGGUCAUCAAAGGAUAUUCAAGGUAAGAGCCCAAUCAUGAAAAAAUGGGAGAGCCAAACCUCUGAAAAAUGCAAACAUUCAAUUUUCGCUUCCUGUUCCAACGGUUCUGCCAUUAGGACAUACCGCACGAGGUUUGAAGCAGAAGAGUCUGUCACCACACAAGCUGAAUCCAGUUUCCUUCUGCAGGGGGUUGGUGCACAGAGACUCCACACCAAACGCCAGAACAAUGAAAGUGACAGUAGCAUCAAGAGAGGUUGCUAUGGUGAUCGGAACAGACAGUUUAAGCCCCAAACUGCAGAUCAUGAACUACAGAAAUGGGAUGAAAGAUGGAGAUGGUGUGCACAAAACCAAGCGGGCAUGCCAGAGGACUGUGUCAUUCAGAUGUCACCAGCAAGUUUCAUAGACCAGGGUAAGGGGUGGGGUGGGUUUCCUUUUGAAAGUACAUGCAUGUAUGUUGAAAAUGAAAUGGUUGGAGCACACUGUAGAAGACGUGGCCCCCUACACAAUCCUGUAUAAAUGGUGUUUAUGGCACCAGAUGCUCAAUGGCUGAUGCCCUUUAAGUUUGUGAUAUUGUUUAUUUUAUGGUGUACUAUCUUUUUAAGAUUACUUAUUCCAAUUCAAGGCUAGCAUCAACAGUUUUGAUCAGUUUAAAAUAUUUUUUGCUGUAUUUGCGUGGAUGUAUAAGAAUGUUUGUGUGCAAGUUUUGAUGCCAGAUCAUGUUUUGUAAAUAUAUAUUUUAACUCUGUAAAUCUUGUAAAUAACCUGUAGUGGCUUUGUAACUUAAGUGAACCCAUAUUUAUCCAGACUUGUGUUUGUAAAGGGCUUUGCAUAAAGUACAGUCCCAAUUUUAAGAAAGUGAAAUACUUUUAGUUUUCCUUGAGAUGGCUUGGAUUACCUUGUUGAAACCUUUUACUGAUGUAUAGUGUUUGUGACAGAACAUAGUACCUUGAGCGGUCAACAAGCCUAUGAUCUGUAGAAUGCAAAUGUGAUAAUACACAAGAGAAGCAGGAAAGUGCAAGAAAGCAAGAUUUUACUGUAAGCUUUUAACAUAGGGUUCUUAAUAAGGUGCAUGCGAAUGACUGAGGGUGAUAAAGCUGUUUACUAUCGCACAAUGAAGUUCCAGAACUUGUAGAGCAACAAUGGCGAUGUUUAAGUGUGUAAAUAAACAGCCUG
Molecule: messenger RNA, 5292 nt
Organism: Pomacea canaliculata
Lineage: Eukaryota; Metazoa; Mollusca; Gastropoda; Architaenioglossa; Ampullariidae
Exons: 13
Coding region: 487-4635 (1382 amino acids)
Source: RefSeq, a predicted model, not a curated record